CUGAUGUCAGAACACGAGGAAUAUCUCGCAGUCCUCAAGGCCUCUUAUGACUACCAGCCCCAGUCAGAAGAGGAGCUUGCGAUCACUGAGAACCAAAUUGUCUUUCUCCUUGAACGUACUGAUGAUGAUUGGUGGAAAGUCAAGAUAAAAGGUGAAUCACAGGAGCAAGAUAGUCCAUCUGGCCUCGUCCCUGCUGCCUACGUUGAGCAGGCUGAACACACGUCUCUUGUCAAAGCUAUCUAUGACUAUAAUUCCGCUGCACCCGGAGAGCUGUCUAUCAAGGAGGACGAGGUUCUAAUGGUCUUUGACCGUGAAGAAGAUUGGAUACUCGUUCAAAGCAAGCAGGGCGGCAAAGCUGGCUUUGUACCAGGAAACUAUGUUGAAGAGACUACUAGUGCGGAAAGCACACCAGCACCGGCUUCUGUAGCACCUCAAAUUAUCAUUCCGCCAUCGCCUGAACCCCCAGCUCGUCCCUUGAGCGUGUAUGUGGACCCUGCUGACAGAGUUGCCCAGUCCAAAGCCCAAGCUCGUGUGAGCGACGAGAUCAAGACCUGGUCUGUGUCUGAAGUGGACAAGAAAGGCAAGAAGAAGAAGGGUACUCUCGGCAUUGGCAAUGGCUCCCUCUUCUUCGCAAGCGAAUCAGACAAGACUCCAGUGCAGAAAUGGCAAAUAUCUGACGUUGGAGACAUAUCCGUGGAGAAGCACAAGCACGUGCAUAUUGACAUGGGCGGGCCCAGUGCGACAAAGUUGCAUUUCUAUGUUGGAAGUAGAGACACGGCUGAUGCUGUUGUCGAGAAGCUGGAGACUUCUCGUAUACUUGCGUCCGCCGAUCAACGUGCUGUCAUCUCUCCGCCGCCGCGCUCGGAAGUGAGCAGUCCGGUGAAGAAGAACAGCGCUUCUGUGCGCUUCGCGGAGGAAUCUCCUGUGAUUAUACCGCCACGCGAAUCCUCCGAGGAGGAAGAGGAAGAGGCGGAGGAAGAUGGGCAAGGUAUCGACGAUGGCGAGCCUGCCGUCGCAUUAUAUGACUUCGAGGGCACGGGUUCAGAUGAAUUGAGCGUGCAAGAGGGUGAGCGGCUCUGGAUCAUCGAGAAAGAGGGCGAAGAGUGGUGGAAGUGCAGAAAUGAACAUGGAAUUGAGGGAGUUGUCCCUGCAUCGUAUCUCGAGAGCACUGGCGGGGCAUCCGUCACUACUGAGCCAGAAGACGAUGGUGCUGCCGAGCGCGAAGAGCAAGAGCGUCUCGAGGCCGAGAGGAAAGAGGAAGAGCGAAGGGAACGCGAACGUACGGAAAAGGAGCGAAAGAAGAAGGAGCAGGAACAACGCGCGAAGGCUGCUGCAGCAGCGGCAGAGGUUGAUAGGAAACGACGCGAAAAGGAGGAAGCUGCCGCCGCCGCCGAAGCAGAGCGUAUACCUUCCGCGGAGUCUACACGUAUAUGGCACGACCGCAGUGGCCAGUUCCGUGUCGAAGCUGCUUUUCUUGGGUACUCUAACGGCAAGCUACGUCUACACAAAGUCAACGGUGUUGUCAUCGAGGUCCCCUCGGAGAAGAUGUCCCUCGAGGACAUACGUUAUGUUGAGCGACUUAAUGCCAAGAAUGAUAAUCCUCCUGCAGCGCCACGCCGUCACUCCGAUGAUGACGACCAGCCACUUGCGCUCAAGCAAAAGGAAGUUGUACGGCGGGCCACCAUGUCAACGCAGCCCAAGAAGCCGCAGACAGACUGGUUCGAGUUCUUCCUGAAUGCAGGCUGCGACAUUGACGAUUGCACGCGAUAUGCGGCUUCCUUCGAACGUGACAAGAUUGAUGAGGCGAUCCUCCCAGACACUACCGAGUCCACAAUGCGUUCACUGGGCUUGCGCGAGGGCGACAUUAUUCGCGUUACAAAGCAUAUCCAGUUGAAGUUUGCAAAACCUAAGAAGGACACGUCACAAGAGCAGCUUAUUCGCGACGAAGAACUGGCACGGCAGCUACAAGAAGAGGAGAAUGGCACGAGGAGUAAAGGUUCAUCAAGUCCUGCGCCCAACCUCUUUGCUGGUCCAGGAGGCGUUCUCAAGAAUAAUACCCAACGCCGCGGGAGACCGCAACCUAGCAAGUCUCUGCCACCGCCGUCCGUCGACCUCAACGCCAUUAGCUCUGCUUCUGACCAGAUUAAACGGACUGGCUCACCUCUCGUCAUGAGUCCUGCCACUAUCACACCUGUGCAGCCACCUCAGAGGUCAAGCUCAACGGUGCCCGUUACUAGUGGCUUUGAAGACGAUGCUUGGACGAACAGACCGGGGUCUAAGCCUUUGGCCGCUAAUUAUCGUGCACCAUCGGCACCACCAGUUGCUGCUACUGCACCUGCAGUUACGCCUGUCUCGGCUGUGCCCGCUGCACCGACGCUACCCCCUCCUCCACCAGUGGCUCCAGUACAGGUUGCAACAACUGGCAAUGGCCUCGCAAAGACUGAUGCUGACAUCUUCGACCAGCUUGCGCGCCUGAGUCAGUUGAAAACAAGCCGUCCUUCUCCAUCCCCAGCGCCUGCCCCGUCUCCUGUUGCGCCAAGUCCACCAGUAGUGUCUCCACAGCCACCUGUCUCAUACAAUACCGGCCUUGGAAUGGGUUCUUCUCCUACACCCAUCGGCCAACAUCUGCAGAUCCAGCAAACAGGUGCACAAGGCCCUCGUGGGCCAUUCGCUCCUGUUCCGGCCAAUCAAAGUCUGUUGCAGCCCCUUAUACCCACUACCACAGGGUUCAACAACUUUGUACCAACGCGCCCAUUCAGCGCGUCGCCUUUCCAAGGUCAAGCACCACCUUCAUUCCUGUCAGCGCAACCAACGGGCUUUCCCGGUACAUCACAACCACUCUUAUCACAGCCCACAGGAUUACCGACAUCGGGACCACUGCUCUCGCAACCAACCGGUAUGUUCGGGGGGCCGUUUGGCACAUAUGGCGCUCGCCCGUCAUUCCAGAAUACCACGAUGCAACAGUCUCCAUUCAACAAUGUGGUUUCUUCUCCACCACCCAUUCCUUCUUCAUACUCUCAGUCAAACACUAGUUCUAACACAACGCCAGCAAACAUAUUUGCUCAGAUGAAAUCGGGAACGUUUGCCAGUGGAAAUGAGCAUUCUGGACCCCAGCAGGCAGAGACAUAUAAUGCUCUGCGCGUAAAUCGAUUUGUCCCACAAACGACUGGGUGGGGAUUUCAACCUAACAACGGAUUUCAACCGAAUGGAUAUACGGGGUACUAGACUUAGUGUUAAUUGUUGCUCUCUUUGACCAGAUGACAAUGCUUUGGAUGAAAAUAUAUGAUUGAACCUGGACUUAAAUGUUGUAUGAGUAAUCAAAUCUAGGAAAACUAAACAAUGUGCUACGAUGCCUCUACUACUACUAUGCCUUGGGUCCGUCCCACUCUCUCGAAGUACAUCUUGAGUCCCAGUCUGAUUUCCGGUGCAACAUCACGAGCAAGCAGCCCGGUUGCCAACGGAUAAAUCGCUGGAAGAUAUCUAACGAACUGCAUAUCUCGGUCAGCAGAGAAAAUAUGAAUUCCAAGGCAUCACAUACAGCCUUAUUGUCAAAACGACAGAACCCAUCUAAUAUCUCUGCAACAACAGGUGUCCAAGCAGUUAUGUUCUUGGCCUGUGUAUCAGCGCGGAGCUUAAUGUAGUCCUGUAGCACGCUCAAACCAAGACUACCAUCUGGGUCAAAUAAGGAAUACAGAGUUGAU
This is a messenger RNA of Suillus discolor, 3701 nucleotides long. RefSeq lists its product as uncharacterized. Gene Ontology annotation, molecular function: ubiquitin binding; cytoskeletal protein binding; protein-macromolecule adaptor activity. NCBI's taxonomy places the organism in Eukaryota, Fungi, Basidiomycota, Agaricomycetes, Boletales, Suillaceae. Bases 4 to 3225 code for a protein of 1073 amino acids. The transcript is spliced from 11 exons. The record is from RefSeq and is a predicted model, not a curated record.